AGAAGGAGCAGGAGGAGGAGGGGCAGAUAGAAAGCCUGGCUGGUGGAAGAGCUGCUCCACUCCGACAGAUAACCAACUUGCACGGAGUGAACCCGCGACGCAAACCGCCGCCGCCGCCGCCGCUACUGCUGCUGAGCCCCCCGGCUCAGCCAUUCGUCUGUCUGGGAGUUUAGCGAGCCAAGCUAACUAGCUGACUAAGUCGUUAUCAUAGGAACAACAAACUGGGCUGUUUGCAAUUCUGGACGGCAGAAUUAAACCAGAGUACUGUAACUAGUUGUUUUAGUUGCAAUUUAAAAUGUCUAUAUUACCGUUCACUCCUCCAAUUGUGAAGAGGCUCCUCGGCUGGAAGAAAGGAGAGCAGAACGGGCAAGAGGAGAAAUGGUGCGAAAAGGCUGUGAAAAGUCUUGUGAAGAAGUUGAAAAAGACUGGACAGUUGGACGAGUUGGAAAAAGCCAUCACAACACAGAAUGUCAACACGAAAUGCAUAACCAUACCCAGGUCUUUAGAUGGGCGUCUUCAAGUCUCCCACAGAAAAGGUCUUCCUCAUGUGAUAUACUGCCGCUUGUGGCGCUGGCCAGAUCUGCAGUCCCACCAUGAGUUGAGAGCGGUCGACCACUGUGAAUUUGCCUUCCACACCAAGAAGGAUGAAGUCUGCGUCAACCCCUACCACUACCAGAGGGUGGAGACACCAAUUUUGCCUCCUGUCCUAGUGCCACGACAUACAGAUAUCCCCGCAGUGUUUCCACCGUUGGAUGACUACAGCCCAUCCAUUCCUGAGAACACCAACUUCCCUGCUGGCAUCGAGCCCCAGAGUAACUAUAUUCCUGAAACUCCCCCACCAGGGUAUCUGAGCGAGGAUGGUGAGACAAAUGAUCACCAGCUCAACCACAGCAUGGACACAGGUUCACCCAGCCUGUCGCCCAAUCCUGUGUCACCCGCAAACAGUAAUCUUGACUUGCAACCUGUGACGUACUGCGAAUCUGCCUUCUGGUGCUCUAUCUCGUACUAUGAGCUGAACCAACGUGUAGGAGAGACCUUUCAUGCUUCCCAGCCCUCCCUCACAGUAGAUGGAUUCACAGACCCCUCCAACUCUGAGCGCUUCUGUCUGGGCUUGCUGUCCAACGUCAACCGCAACUCAGCAGUAGAGCUCACACGCAGACACAUAGGACGGGGUGUGAGGUUGUACUACAUUGGGGGAGAGGUGUUUGCAGAGUGUCUCAGUGACAGUGCCAUCUUUGUUCAGAGUCCCAACUGCAACCAGCGCUACGGCUGGCAUCCUGCCACUGUCUGCAAAAUCCCUCCAGGCUGCAACCUGAAGAUCUUCAACAAUCAGGAGUUUGCUGCCCUGCUCGCCCAGUCAGUCAAUCAGGGCUUUGAGGCUGUCUACCAACUCACAAGGAUGUGUACCAUUCGCAUGAGUUUUGUCAAGGGUUGGGGAGCUGAGUACAGACGUCAGACAGUGACCAGCACCCCGUGUUGGAUAGAGCUGCAUCUCAAUGGCCCUUUGCAGUGGCUGGACAAAGUCCUCACACAGAUGGGCUCUCCCAGCAUCCAUUGCUCCAGUGUGUCAUAGGAGCAGUCCUCCGUCCCAUCCACACACUUAAACACAAACCACAUAGGAAAACUCAAGCGUCUGUCAGUGAUAAUAAGGAAAGAGACGCCAUUUAUCAAAUUGUCAAUUCACUCUGCUCCCUAGCUGUCUCUAACGUUUCACCUCAGAUGUACAGCACUUUCCUUAGUACCCCUUUCUCCAUUUGAUGGUUAUUUUAGGACUUGCACAUUGUUUUCUUUUCAUUAGUUCAACAGGCAACCACAGGGUAUUUGCAGUAGGUUUCAAAAGAAUAAACACAUUUUCUUCAUUAUUCAUUCAGACAUCAUGUCUAUGCUUUUUUUUAAAUAUAUAUAAAGGGGAUUGAAAUGUUUGUUUUCCAAGUUGAAGUUAUGGCACAGUUUCACCUUGGUCAUCAUCUACAUGUUUUAAAACAUUUUUGAUUCUAUGAAUUAGCUAAAAUUAUGAUACCAGCACUGGUGUGUCAGUGUCCCAGAACCACUCUUUGUAAUCACUGAAUUGGGAGGCUUAUAUGUCAAUUGGACCAUGAAUUAACAUGAAAAAUGUAAUUCUGAGUAGUGAUUAAAUAGAAUAUAUUUAAUUAAUAUUUUAAGUACAAGGUACUUUGCCCAUAUUGAUUUAUCUGUAUUAAUGAAAGCAUCAAUUAUCUGAUUGAUCAUUUAAUUGGUAUUUUAUCUAUUUUAAACAAAAUAUAGACAUUAGCACCAUUGUUUCUUGACAAGAACCCUUGUAUGAAAACUAUUUUGCUCAGUGAAAGAGACAUUUUAUAAGUUAUUUUUGCAUACUGUCCUGCAUGGGAAUAUAUUUUUAUUAUUGCCUCAAUAUGAUUGUACAUAAAUAUUUAUAGCUUGUGAUUUCUUGUAGUCAUGCAUUGCUUGAAACAGUGUACCUGACUGACCUCUGGCAUGAGUAGAUUCACAAAAAGACUUUAAUGAUCCAAAACUUGGCCUGCUUAAAUGCAGGCUUUUCUAACCCGGGUCAACUGGUUCUUAAGUGUAACACAUAGGAUUAUUGUACCAGCUCUUACUGUUAUUGCAUAAUGGGGACAUAUGACAUACAGUAUUAGUCAUCAUAGUGGACUGAUUGAAUUUAGGCACCGUGUGAAUUCAGUGUGAAGGGUACUCAGUAGCAGUGGUUCCUCCAUCUACGAAAAUGAGAAGUGAAAACAUAAAUGCAGGUCUUUUCACAUAUUAACAACUGUUAGCCAGUAGUACACUAUUCUCCUUGUGGGUAAAUGAUGCACUUCAAGUUUAAUGUGUUGAUCAGUGUAAAGCUUUAGUUCUAGUGGUAAUUUGCUUGUCCAAUAAAUACUGUAUAUUACAUGUACAUUGCUACAGUAUAAGGCAUGUGUAAUAUGCUCACUGUCCUUGGUCAUUGUCUAUGAAGCCACCAUGUUAAUCUUGCACAUACUUGCAGUACAUAAGACUAAGUCACCAUGUUAUCUAUUUAAAACGUUACAUGGUGCUAAACUGACAUACUGUGUACUGCAGUGCAUUAGGUAGUUGGUAGAUCUGUAUCAGUACUUGUGUUCCUCGAUAUUCUCAAUUGGUGGUUUUCUGUUCCAAGUCUUAUGUACAUGUUUAUUUCAUGUAGCCUAAUAUUUGUUCUCAAAUGACCAUUGUUUUGUUAUCUGUGAAAAUUUAAUAAAUUGCA
Molecule: messenger RNA, 3223 nt
Organism: Xiphias gladius (swordfish)
Lineage: Eukaryota; Metazoa; Chordata; Actinopteri; Istiophoriformes; Xiphiidae
Gene: smad3b
Product: SMAD family member 3b
Exons: 9
Coding region: 296-1573 (425 amino acids)
Biological process (GO): transforming growth factor beta receptor signaling pathway; BMP signaling pathway; SMAD protein signal transduction
Cellular component (GO): heteromeric SMAD protein complex
Molecular function (GO): DNA-binding transcription factor activity, RNA polymerase II-specific; I-SMAD binding; RNA polymerase II cis-regulatory region sequence-specific DNA binding
Source: RefSeq, a predicted model, not a curated record